Messenger RNA from Triplophysa rosa, 2692 nucleotides. RefSeq names its product prostaglandin E receptor 1a (subtype EP1) (gene ptger1a). Gene Ontology annotation, molecular function: prostaglandin E receptor activity; thromboxane receptor activity. The transcript is spliced from 3 exons. The record is from RefSeq and is a predicted model, not a curated record. Lineage: Eukaryota; Metazoa; Chordata; Actinopteri; Cypriniformes; Nemacheilidae. Bases 559 to 1677 code for a protein of 372 amino acids. Gene Ontology annotation, biological process: inflammatory response; adenylate cyclase-activating G protein-coupled receptor signaling pathway; positive regulation of cytosolic calcium ion concentration. Gene Ontology annotation, cellular component: plasma membrane.
GUCUGCAAGAGGAUGAACUUCAGCUCCGCGAAACAUGUAUCAAUCGGUAUUGCGUCAUUCCGAUCGGCAACAUUGAUCUCUAAAGGAAAAUUAGUGAAUCUAUUGCAAUACUGUUUUCUGAGUUAAAUAUGAUCUGCCCUUUUGGGUUAUAUGGAUCCGAAGAUGCGCAGCAGUAAACGGAGUUUUUCUUUUACGCACACCAGUUAGGUGUUUAAAAAUCCAUUGAAAUUUUAAAACAUUUUUUAAGAAAUAUACCUGGAUUCACAUUGAUGGUUUUACAAAAUAUUUACAAUUACUGCCGUUUGGGUCUUUCAAACUUUUUACAUUUUUUAUUUACCUUUAUUAACAUUUGAUUUAUUAUCGCACGUGAUAGAAAUUGUUUUGAUCUAGGCCUAUGGACUGUUUUUAACUCAAAUGGAACUGCAUUACAUUUGACGGUUUAAAUAAAAAAAAGAAUCCCUGGUUUUCAAUGUCGUCUUGGACUUUUGGGUCUCCGCCCUUUCAGCAUCCCUCCGUGAAGAUGCGACCCCCGCAUCUCAAUACUCCACUGAGGUAGCCAUGCACCACUGCAAUACAUCCGGCCUUGUGCCACUCAGCCCCUUUGCCAAUCACAGUCAGUGGGAGGGUCAUGUGACCUCUCCAUCACUCCCAAAUCUUGAAAACGUCACCUCGGACCGUCCCAUGAGCGGCCCUAUAGCUGCCAUGCUGUCAAUGACCCUGGGCAUCCUGUCUAACAUUGUGGCUUUACUCAUCCUGGCAAACGCGUAUGCCCGCCUGCGACGCCGAUCCAAAGCCUUCCUCCUGUUCGCCAGCUCUCUGGUGGCCACAGACUUCGUGGGGCAUGUCAUACCUGGUUCAAUAGUCAUGAGGCUUUACCUUUCCGGAGGCGUACCCUCUACAGAAUACAACAGGUCGGAUCCAUUAUGCCAGUUCCUAGGGGGCAGCAUGGUGUUUUUCGGCCUGUGCCCGCUCUUUCUCGGUUGCGCCAUGGCGGCCGAGAGGUGUUUGGGGGUCACAAAGCCACUGCUGCACGCUUCGCUGGUUACGAUCACAAGGACAAAAGUCUCGCUUUCAUUUAUCUGGAUGGCGGCUCUUUGCGUCGCCCUUCUACCCUGCUUCAAGCUGGGCUCGUAUACCUACCAGUACCCUGGCACCUGGUGUUUCAUUAAAGUUCUGGAGGAUGUCGAAGAGGCAGACGUGGCUUUCGUUAUGCUGUUCUCCGGUCUGGGGAUGACAACUCUGGCUGUCGCUUUGGUCUGUAACACGGUGAGCGGACUGACGCUGGUGUUGGCCAGGAUGCGCAAGCAAACCUGUAACCGUCGGUCAGCUAGGUCUCAUGACAUUGAGAUGGUGGUGCAACUUGUGGGUAUAAUGGUCACGUCAUGUAUCUGCUGGAGCCCUCUGCUGAUUGUUGGCCUAAUUACAGUAACACAGUCGUACGAGGGCUCUAUAGGAGAUGACCUUCCCACCUAUAAAACCCUGAUGAUAAUGGGGGUGCGAAUAGCUUCGUGGAACCAGAUCCUGGACCCGUGGGUCUACAUUCUUCUCCGCCGAGCCGUCCUCCAAAAGAUUUACCUCAUCACCAAACGUCAGACAGAUUUCAAACAAAACACUUUACGCUGCUGGGAGAUCCAUUCCUUUCCCAGUUCCGAGAAAAAUACUGUCAGUAGAGUAUAAGAGUAAAUCAUCAUACUCAGACAUUGUAAAGUGAAGUUUGAAUGAUGAUAAACAUGGUCACAUCUGGGGCAUUUCACACUAUGUGUCCAAUGGGGGUGUAUAAUAGUUCUGUAUUUCUCCUUCCUUUGCAAUGAUCUCCUAUGUUAAGUCAUGGAGUGAUGAUGAAUGUAUUUUUUUAAACGGAUUUGCACAGAGAUGGACAUUCCUAUUGCUUUAGCUUCUUUAUACAUUCCUGUUAUUCCCUUAAUGCACAGUAUACAGUAGUUAUUAUUUGAAACAUUCACUGAUACAGUAUUGUGCAUUUAAGACUACUUACAAUGUGUAACAAUAGCUUGGGCUAAAAAAAAGAGACAGCUGCAGGGACAGCGCAAACCGGUCGCAAAAACAAUGUUAACUUUGUUUUACUGGACGAAAAUCACCAAACCUUAAUUCAUCAAACAUUUAAUGAUUGUAAGUCUUUGUACAGCAUUAAAGGGACGGUUAUGAAAAUUCUGUCAUCGUUUACUUACCCUCAGAUAGUUCCAAACCUUUACAAAUUUCUUUGUUCUGCUGAACGCAAAGAAAGAUAUUUUGAAGAAUGCCAGUAACCAAUCAGAUUUCAUCCCCUAUUGACUCCUGUAGUAUUUAUUUUCCCUAACAUGGCAGUAAAUGGGGGAUGAGAUGAGAUUACUGACAUUCUUCAAAAUAUCUUCCUUUGUGUUCAGCAAAACAAAGAAAUUUACACAGGUUUAGAACAACUUUAGGGGAAGUAAAUGGUGACAGAACUGUCAUUUUUGGGUGAACUGUCCCUUUAACAUUGAAUAUAUAUCAAGCCAGUAAAUUUUUGUGGUGAACAUAUUUUUCCUGAAAGAAGCUAGUUUUCCACAUGCUUAUCUGAUAUGUAUGUUAUUGUGGAUAAAUGUGGAUGUAAACAAUUUUAUUAUAAUUUUUUGCUUGUGUUAUCCCUCCAAUUUUCUGGAGGCUACCUGUGUUGUUUUAUAUUGAAAGCAUUAUACAUAAUAAAUCAAAAGCAUGU